UGGCACCGGUUCCCACUAGACCCAACCCUUUCGGCUCCGGUUUUCUCGAUUACAAUCAACAAAGUCCCGGGUUCAUGAAUCUUUUGAACCAACCGCUAUCAUGGGACCCUAAUCUCUACGGGUGGAACCCAAGUCAAAACACGGAUGGGAUGGGGUCGUCUCAAGCGUUUGGGUCGGCUCAAGCUUUCGGCUCCCCACUACACGAACCCGAUGUUGUUCCGGAGACGCAACCCGAGGUACCGGAUACGCAACCGGAGACGCAAAAAGGAAAAGGAAAAGCAAAACGGGCACAUAAAAAGAAAGUGGAAACCAACACCCGAGUGAAAAAAAUGUGAUAACGUGGGAGCCCGAAGAGGAGUAUGCGUUAACCCGCGCUUUCAUCGAUGUUUCGGAGGACCCGGUCAUAGCAAACAAUCAAAGUAAAACCGUAUUUUGGAACCGAAUACGAGAACUCUUUUUCGAGCUCAUGGGUAGAGGAGAGGAAUACCGCCUACCGGACUCUAUAUCGGGGAAGUGGACCGAUAUAAACAAGAAGUGCACAAACUUUCAAACCGUGUACCAACGCUUGUAUUCCGGAUGGAAAAGUGGAAGUAGCGAUGAAGACAUUACGCAAGAGGCAUUGGUCGAGUAUACGAACGCUAAUGGCCAUUUCCCGUACAUGAAGUGUUGGCAAAUCCUUCACCAUAGCCCCAAAUGGGCCGUCGUAUCUACUCCAAGUGGUCGUUCGGGAAAUACACGGCCAUCAAAGAGGUCCAAAACAAACGAGUCGGGUGAACCCGAAACGCCAACCUCCGACGCUCGAAACAUCGGCUUGAACGAGGAAAUUCCGGAUGACGAGCCGGUGGAGGAGCUACCAAGACCGCCCGGAAGAAAAAGCCGGGCGAAAAAACCCGAGUCGUCGUCGAUGUCUAUGGGAACGGAUAUGAGUCACGCAUUUUCGUAGAUAAACAAGCGGCUUCAAGACAUACACGAACUCGGUAACAAACGUUUGGAGGAGAACGAAAAAGUUACGGAGAUUAUGCGGGAUCGACAAUGGGCUCACGACUUUGACUUCUACUCCAAACCGCAUGACCACUUAACGGGAAAAGCUUUGAAAAUGGCGUUGGCACAAAAGGAGCGGAUUGAAAAAAAAUAUAAUCUUUGAUUGUGUAAUUUUUUUUUAUGCUAGUUUAAUGUUUUUUUUUCUAGUU
This is a messenger RNA of Helianthus annuus (common sunflower), 1190 nucleotides long. RefSeq lists its product as uncharacterized. Lineage: Eukaryota; Viridiplantae; Streptophyta; Magnoliopsida; Asterales; Asteraceae. The transcript is spliced from 2 exons. The record is from RefSeq and is a predicted model, not a curated record. Bases 467 to 943 code for a protein of 158 amino acids.